AUGUGUAUCGUGCUCUUCACAACGGCACAUCCUGGCUAUUCUCUCAUUCUUAUUGAUAAUCGCGAUGAGUUCAUCCUAAGGCCCACGUCGCGGCCGCACUGGUGGACGCACCCAGAGUCGGGCGGGGAGGUUCUUUCAUCGCGAGACCUCCAGAGGGCGGCAAAAGGCACUUGGCUCGGCAUAACAAAGACCGGAAGCUUGGCUGUGCUGACCAACUACCGGGAACUCGUCAAUGAUGACGCUGAACACCCGAUACACGGCAUCAAAAGCCGAGGCCGCAUGGUCAAUAUGUGGCUUGGAGGACUUCCUGAUGAAGGUAUAAAGAAAGGCGUGGAUGAGCUGGUCAAAGACGGCGGCGUCAAAGGUGUGGGGGGCUUUUCUAUGGUGUGUGGCAAGCUGAGGCGCAACAACGAAGGCAUCGCCAUCGUGAGCAACAGGGCUGCUGAUGUGAGCGACGUUCCGAUAGUCGGAUUGGAACCAGAUGGCGUCUGGGGUCUCAGCAACACUGUCUACAACGACCCCAACGAGUGGCCCAAGGUGACGACAGGAAAACGACUCUUGAAAGAAGUGGCUCUGGAGGCAGCAGCAAAGAAUUCAUCCGAAGACGACCUCGUCGCAAAUCUGUUCUCCAUUCUCGACACAGAAUCUAUGCCAGAGCGACCUCCGGGAUCGAGCUUACAAGACUACAUGAACCUGAUGAGGCAUACCAUCUUCGUACCGCCAGUCGGCGACGACGUCAACCACGACCUAAAGGCUGUCGAAGAGCUCAAGGCAGAAUCAAGGCCGGAUGUCACACCGAGCCCGAGCCCACACCCAUCCAUGGGCUUCGAGGAGGGCAUGUACGGAACACAGAGACAGACGGUUCUAUUGGUCGACAAUGACGGUAACGUAACUUAUGUCGAACGUGCUCUUUGGGAUGCCAAUGGGAACGAGAUUCCUCGAGGGGAGGGAGACGUCGCUUUUCGCUUCAAGGUCGACGGCUGGGACGAAUAA
Trichoderma breve is the source of this 993-nucleotide messenger RNA. Its product is annotated as transport and golgi organization 2 domain-containing protein. The record is from RefSeq and is a predicted model, not a curated record. Lineage: Eukaryota; Fungi; Ascomycota; Sordariomycetes; Hypocreales; Hypocreaceae. The transcript has 2 exons. Gene Ontology annotation, biological process: protein secretion; Golgi organization. Gene Ontology annotation, cellular component: Golgi apparatus. Bases 1 to 993 code for a protein of 330 amino acids.